Messenger RNA from Didymodactylos carnosus, 1536 nucleotides. The record is from the annotation of a GenBank genome assembly. Lineage: Eukaryota; Metazoa; Rotifera; Eurotatoria; Philodinida; Philodinidae.
AUGGCAUCGCGUCAAAACAUUGAUGGUAAAGUUGGAACAAGCGAAAGUCCGAUUAAUAAUGGACUUUUUGAAGAUGUUCAUGAUAUUUUUCAGCAAGAAAUAGAUAUUUGCUUGUUAUCGUUAAAAGAGCAAGGGAGUAAGAGGAAUAAUGCUGAUGACCGCGACACAUAUCAAGCGGAAUUAAAUAAUGAAACAAACCAAGUGAAUGAAGCAUCUGAACAUGGUCUGCUAACAGUUUUGGUCGUGGGAGCAGGACCGGCUGGCUUAUGCAUGGCUAAUUUGUUAAAGACCUAUAACCAGCAUUUUCAUGUAAUUGAUGCUAAAACAGACUUUGAUAAUCGAAGCAAAGCCACGGGAGUUCACCGAAACACUCUUAAACUGUUUGAUAAACUCGAUUUCAUCGAGGCAAUUACCCAAGAGUCGAUUGAAUUGAACGCAAAUAGUAUUUAUUCGGAGGGACAAUUGCUUAAGAAGACUGUCUUUCCCCAAGGAGCAACAAAUAAUGAUAAAAAUAUCUGCAUUCGUCAGCAAUCAUUAGAACGUAUUCUUGCCGAUAACGUAUCUAUUGACCGCGGUAAACGUCUUAUUGCUUUCCAACAAAAUGACACACAUGUCACAGCUACCGUGGAAGAAACCAGCACAAAAAAAAGGCAAGAAUUUCAAGCACAGUAUCUUAUUGCGUGUGACGGAGCGACAAGUAUGGUAAGAAAGGAACUAGGAAUCUCGUUUGAUGGGGAAACGACUAUAGGAUGGUCAUUUUGUUUUGAUGCCAAGGCAACAAGUCACUCGGAAAUGAAUCACUCGGAAAUGACGAUGCAUAUGAAUAAUGGGUAUCGACUUGUUGUUGUCCCCAUCCCAAUUAAUGGGGAUUCUUACAGAUUUUACGGGAAUAUCACUAAACAAUGGCAUGAUGAUCAUAUAAACCAAGACGGUACCCCUAAAAACCCAAGUAAGGCUCAUGAACAUCUUGCCAGUUUUGUUUUGGAACGAUCACCAAUCGUAAUUGAUUCUAACUCGAUCACAGGCCUAAGCUUCUACCACACAGCAUCGAGGAUUGCCUCUAAGAUGAGAGAUAAACGAGUAUUUUUAAUUGGUGAUGCUGCGCAUAUCUUUUUUCCGGCGGGCGGUUACGGUUUAAAUACUGCUAUUGAAGAUGCUUUUGCACUUGCAUGGCGUUUAGCUAUGACAAAGACUUCGCUCUUCAAGGAUGCCUUAUUACAAACUUUCAACGAGGAACGACUGAAAAAUGCUCAGCAGAUCAAAGAUGAUUCGACACAAAAGAAAAAAGAUGCAGCAAGUCUUCAGGGACAGCCGUCUGCUUCAGAAACGGAAAAUGAAACGCAAAUAUAUAAAAAAUCUGCUCGUCUAGAAAACAUCUUACCUAUUGAUAUCUGUGAAUCGAUCAAAAGUAACACAAGAAGUCUUGCCCAAGAUCGUAUCAGAAUAAGUCGUUCUGCGGUCCAGGAGGAAGGAAUAAGUGCAGAAACUGGUGCCAAUGAUCUUGGAAGUGACGUUGAUCAGAAUGAUUGGUUUUAA